This is a messenger RNA of Galeopterus variegatus (Sunda flying lemur), 4725 nucleotides long. RefSeq names its product ribonucleases P/MRP protein subunit POP1. Gene Ontology annotation, cellular component: nucleolar ribonuclease P complex; ribonuclease MRP complex. The transcript has 17 exons. The record is from RefSeq and is a predicted model, not a curated record. Bases 101 to 3172 code for a protein of 1023 amino acids. Gene Ontology annotation, biological process: tRNA 5'-leader removal. Lineage: Eukaryota; Metazoa; Chordata; Mammalia; Dermoptera; Cynocephalidae.
AUGCGUCCUGCAGCUUGCUGGCCGCGCGCGUCGCCUCGGAGGGGACUGUCGCAGGGGCUUGUCAUUCUGACCCGGGGAGUCCUCAGAGCGUCUGGCCGAAAUGUCUAAUGCAAAAGAAAGAAAACAUGCUAAGAAAAUGAGAAACCAACCCACCAAUGUGACUUUAUCCUCUGGCUUUGUGGCUGAUAGAGGAGUAAAGCACCGUAACAGAGGUGGGAAACCUUUCCAAGCUCAAAGACAAGAGCCUCAUUAUGGAACUUCACGACAGCGGCAAACAAAAAUGACCCCCCAUUCAUUGCUUGAGCCUGAUGUCAAUGAGCCGUCUUCCUCCAAAGUCAUGUUUAAAAAGAAGGGAGGAUGGAAAGCAGGUCCUGAGGGCACUUCUCAGGAGAUUCCCAAGUAUAUAACUGCUUCCACUUUUGCUCAAGCGCGAGCUGCUGAAAUCAGUGCUAUGUUAAAAGCCGUGACCCAGAAGUCUUCUAAUUCACUGGUUUUCCAGACUCUGCCACGGCACAUGAGACGAAGGGCCAUGAGCCACAAUGUCAAACGCCUUCCUAGACGAUUGCAGGAGAUCGCUCAGAAAGAGGCAGAGAAAGCUGUACAUCAGAAAAAAGAACAUUCAAAAAAUAAAUGCCACAAAGCUCGAAGAUGUCACAUAAACCGGAUGCUAGAAUUUAACCGUAGACAAAAGAAGAACAUAUGGUUAGAAACGCAUAUCUGGCAUGCCAAACGGUUUCACAUGGUCAAGAAGUGGGGCUACUGCCUCGGAGAGAGGCCAACAGCCAAGAGCCACAGAGCCUGCUAUCGAGCCAUGACACAACAUUGCCUCCUUCAGGAUUUAUCCUACUACUGUUGUUUGGAGUUGAAGGGCAGAGAGGAAGAAAUACUAAAGGCACUUUCUCAAAUGUGUAGCAUAGACACAGGAUUGACGUUUGCAGCAGUUCACUGCUUGUCUGGAAAGCGCCAAGGGAGUGUCAUGCUUUACCGGGCAAAUAAAUAUCCCAGAGAAAUGCUUGGGCCUGUUACAUUUAUUUGGAAGUCUGAGAUGAUCCCAGGUGACACCUCUGAGAGCAGGCAGUUGUGGAUCUGGCUUCAUCCAGCUGUUAAACAGGACAUAUUAGAGGAAAUAAAAGCAGUGUGCCAGUGUACAGAACCUAUCAAAUCAACUGUCUGCAUCCCUGAGCUUCUGACAUCAUCUCAAGAAAAAAACCAUACUGAACUGCCUGAUGAGAAAAUUGGCAAGAAAAGAAAAAGGAAAGGUGAUGGAGAAAAUACCAAACCAAUUAAAAAAGUUGUUGGUGAUGGAACUAGAGAUCCAUGUCAACCGUAUUCUUGGAUCUCUCCAGCCACAGGCAUUAUAAUCAGUGAUUUGACAAUGGAAAUGAACAGAUUCCGGCUGAUUGGUCCGCUUUCCCACUCCAUCCUAACUGAGGCACUAAAAGUUGCUUCUGUCCACACUGGGGGAGAGGACGCAGAAAAGACACCUCACCGUUGGUGGAUUGAAACCUGUGAGAAUCCUGGUAGCAUUUCCCUUCAUCGCAGACAGGAAGCUGUUUUUGAAUUGUUGGGAGGAAUAACGUCACCAGCAGAAAUUCCGGCAGGUACUAUUCUGGGACUCACAGUUGGGGAUCCUCGAGUAAAUUUGCCUCAAAAAAAGUCCAAAGCUUUGUCCAAUCCAGAAAAAUGCCAAGAUAAUGAGAAAGUUAGACAGCUGCUUCUGGAGGGUGUACCCGUGGAGUGUACGCAUAGCUUUAUAUGGAACCAAGAUAUCUGUAAGAGUGUCACAGAAAAUAAAAUCUCGGAUCAGGAUUUAAACCGGAAGAGAAGUGAAUUGCUGGUGCCUGGGUCACAGCUUGUUUUAGGUCCCCAUGAAUCCAAGAUACCUAUACUUUUGAUUCAACAGCCAGGAAAAAUGACUGGUGAAGACCAGCUAGGCUGGGGAAGUGGCUGGGAUGUCCUACUCCCAAAGGGCUGGGGCAUGGCUUUCUGGAUUCCAUUUAUCUACCGAGGUGCAAGAGUUGGAGGAUUAAAAGAGGCUGCAGUACAUUCUCAGUAUAAAAGGUCACCUAAUAUCCCAGGUGAUUUCCCAGACUGCCCUGCUGGGAUUCUGUUUGCUGAAGAGCAAGCUAAGACUCUGCUUGAAAAGUACAAAAGACGCCCUCCUGCCAAACGGCCCAACUAUGUCAAGCUUGGCACGGUGGCACCUUUCUGCUGCCCCUGGGAGCACUUAACUCAAGACUGGGAGUCAAGAGUCCAGGCCCAGGAAGAGUCUUCUGCAGCUUCCUCUCCAAAUGGUGAGGAGACUGACCUAAGAAGACACAUGGUGCCUUGUGUUCCCACACCUGAAAAAACUCACCAGCUGUCUAAUGAAGUGGGCACAUCUGUGAAUGACCCCAGGGAGCCAGAAGAAGUAAUGGACACAGACUGUCAAGACCAGGCAGGGACCAAGAUGGUCAUGUACCCGGAUGCUGGUGAGAACCAUGUUGCUGCUGCCAAUAGUCAACUCUUUGUUCUUAGGAGUAGAAAAUUACUGAAGCAACUGUCAGCCUGGUGUGGACCCUGUUCUGAGGAGAGUCGGGCAGCCCGGCGAGCUCCUGGCAGAGGCCAGCAAGAACUAACCAGAGAGGCCUGCUUGUCCAUCAUGGACCAUUUCCCCAGGGCCUUGGUGUGGGUCAGCCUGUCCCUGCUCAGGAAGGGCAGCCCCGAGCCGCACACCAUGAUCUGUGUUCCAGCCAAGGAGGACCUACUCCAGCUCAGCCAGGAUCAGCACUACUGUGGGCCCCAGGAAGCCAAACACAGCGACCUGUUCAAGAGGAAGAUCCUGAAGCAGAAAGAGAAGAAGAAACUGGAGAAGAGGCAGAACCGGGGCUGUGCCACUUCUGAGGGCCUGGGAGCGGGGGAUCCUGCGACUGGACAGGAAGCUCUGACUCUGGGGCUGUGGUCAGGCCCUCUCCCUCGCGUGACUUCGCACUGCUCCAGAGUUCUCCUAGGCUUUGUCACUCAGGGAGAUUUUUCCAUGGCUGUUGGCCAUGGAGAAGCCCUGGGGUUUGUUAGUUUGACAGGCUUGCUAGAUAUGCUGUCCAGCCAGCCGCCAGCCCAGAGGGGCUUGGUGUUACUGAGGCCUCCUGCCUCUGUCCAGUAUCGAUUCUCCAGAGUCGCUAUUGAGGUGUGAAUGAGGGUUUAUGUCCUAGCAGGGCGUAGGAUAAUAAAUUUGUUUGCCAAGUCCCACAACUGGAGAGUUUUGUUUUCCCUGUCUUCUGUUUCAAAAUGUCAUGUGAAAUUCUUUGGAAAUGAGAAUUAAAAAUUACAUAUUAUGCAAACGUUGAAAUGUUUACACCAUUCUAGUAAUCUCAUUGAUUUCCAUCUUUCCUUGUCCUUGCUGUAAUACUUUAAAAAUUAUUUGGCAUGUAUAGCCAAAAGCUUUUGUAUUAUGAUCUCUUGAUCUGUGUAAUUCUUGCUGAGAAUAAUUAGAAGUUCUACGUUUUAUUGUCCCUUUUUUCUGUUAGGAACAAAGUGCUGUCAGGUCUAUUUGAAAAACCUUUUAGUCAUGUGAUAAGAAACAAUACAUGUUUAAUGAUUUGGUUGUUACUGAAGAAAAAAAGACUAUAAACAUUUGACCUCUGUACAUGAAAUAUGGGCCCCGUAUGGGCCAUGUUCAGUUCUGUACUGUAAUCAGCGUGCUGAAUACAUCGUGCCAUAAGGAAAGAAAUCAUGGACGGUUCACUGCUUCCUGUUUUCAGGCAGGCUCAGUUUAUGGCAAAGUGUUGGGCUGGAAUUAGAAUGGGAAUCUAUGACUUUAUGAUUCCUUGACCUCUCUGUUGUUGACAUGAUCCUAGGAGUUACUUAAUUUUUUUUUAAGUAAAAAAUGAUUUUUUUUAUUUCUGCAAAGAAUUUCUCAAAGCCAUAGAGUAGCAUUUCUCAAAGUAUGUUCUGUGAAAUGUAUUACCUAAAAAAAAGGGAUUGCAAGGUCAGGUUGAUUUGGGAAACUUUGGAUUAAACAAAGUUAAGCAUUUCUUUAUUGAAGGACUUCUGGAACCUUCUAUGUGAUAAUGUGCAUUGUAAAUCUCCAGGAAGUAGAUAAUAGUGUACAGUAUUUUCUAAAUCUUUUUGAUCCCCAAACUCCUUUUUACAAUGAGUGGCCUUGGUAGGAUCAGAGUUCUUAGGAACACACUUUGGGCAACUUGGCUAUGCAGUGCCAUGGCUACCUCUGCAAGGUGGGUAACUAAACGACAAGCUGCUCUUCAACACUAUGCAGGCACUUUGUCCACCUGAGGUCUUGAGCAGGGUAUAAAAGAAAGGUCUCUUUCUGUCUCAUAGGAAGAUGGCUCAUCAUGGCUUUUUUCCCCUGUGGAGAAACUCAGUUUCUCAUCAGCUUUUAGUUGUCAUGUAUAUCUCACUCUACCGUCAGCCUCUCACUUUCCUGCCAUAAAUUUCUAGCAGAGUCUGAGUGGGGGUUUGAUGCUUUUUAAAAAUGUGCAGCUAGGCAUUAUUUCAUGGAAAUGCAUUGGGUUUUUGCAGUAGCAUUUGGCAGGACAUGUCUUUGGGGGUGAUGAGCUGGGGAAAGAUAUGGAAAGUAUUACAGUAGUUAGAAAGUACCUUGAGCCAAUGAAAUGUUGGAUGUUUUUCCUCUCAGCAUGCUUCUGAAUGUCUUUGUGUCCAACCCAAAUGAGAUGGAAAAUAGUCUAAGUGACAUCUGUAAACAGAAUAAAUUAAAAUGUCACCUGA